AUGGGGAAUGGAGUUUUUGAUAAUUCUGUUCGCGUUUAUGCAGAAAAUUCAUUCAACAACCCGCUAGAUUCUUUUAAUUAUUCUUUAUAUUAUUUUGAAAUUAAAUGUGUAUUUAAAAGAGAAUUAGAUAGUGGAAAAACAUGGAUGGUUAUCGGUCUUGAAAAUUUAAGUACAAAUAAUUGGAUUAGAUUUGUUGCAUUUAAUGGUACAAUUAUUAACGAAAAAUCAUUUAAAGUUUCAACUUCUUUUAAUGAUAACGAUAUUUAUGGUUGUGGAUUAGUUUUUCCUCCAAUUAAUAAAAUGAAUGAAGAAUUUCCUUAUGUUUUCUUUACACAAAAUGGAAAACAAAUUGGUAAGGCUACAUUAUUAAAGAACAAUUUUGAUACAUAUGAAACAUUUGUUUGGCUACAGUGUUGUUCUGUUGAAGCUAAUUUUGGAAGUAAUUUGGAGACUAAACCAUUUAAAUAUGAUAUUUCUAAUCAUUCAAUUAUUAAAGAAUUUUAUUGA
Molecule: messenger RNA, 507 nt
Organism: Meloidogyne enterolobii
Lineage: Eukaryota; Metazoa; Nematoda; Chromadorea; Rhabditida; Meloidogynidae
Source: the annotation of a GenBank genome assembly